Messenger RNA from Ylistrum balloti, 1062 nucleotides. RefSeq lists its product as uncharacterized. The coding region runs from base 1 to 1062 and encodes 353 amino acids. NCBI's taxonomy places the organism in Eukaryota, Metazoa, Mollusca, Bivalvia, Pectinida, Pectinidae. The record is from RefSeq and is a predicted model, not a curated record. The transcript is spliced from 4 exons.
AUGUCUCAGAAACAGGUGGACACUUCUCGACCAUUCUUUCAGAGACAAGAAGGUGAGGUUGGUAUCUAUGUGAAGAUUUAUGACGCUAAAGCCGAGAACGUACAUGACGUAGGAUCAGAACAGUACUAUCGUAUGGACUUAAUGGAUAAACUACUCGAGUUGUACCAAGGCGCUGAUAUUGUCAAAAUGAAGGCCGCCCUGGACCGGAAACACUUGUUUCAGGGAGCAUAUCUUGAACGAUUCGAAAAGGGGAUUAUCUUAGCGGUUGGAUUUGAUGAUGUGGAUGCCUUGGAGACUGUUUGGAACCUCCACAAGGACGAUAAACUACAAAGAGCAUUACAAGAGGUGUUGAUGACGUCAACCAUACUCCAUUCACUUGGAGCCAGCAACAUUACCCUAUGGAUUAAGAUGAUGGAGGACGAGUAUACGAAUUGUAAAAACGAAAUUCUUUGUCGAAAGAUGGCGAAAAUGAACAUAUCAUCUUUACCGGCUGAUGUCAAAGUCUUAAAGUCAAUGAAAAAAUACCAAGAGAAACUAAGUAAAGACGCACAGGACAUCCGGGACAUUGAGAGCAAUGUCGAACACAAACUCGGGGAGUUUCUGCUCACAAUGAAACAAAUACUGCCAAAGGACGUGACAGCAAUUAAAACAUUAAAGGAGUUUGAAACCUGCCACAAAGUUGCGAAAGGAGCCGGAAAGAAAACAGCCUCAUUGGAUGCGUUUGCAAAUACUUUGAAACAACUGAGAACAACAUUUAACGAAAUCGAGAAUGGUGUUUGUAACCCGAUGCUUCAGAUACACAAGGUAUGCGAGAACGAAAAACAACAGGAACUGAAACAGAAAAUAAGGCAAACAUGCAAUGAUGCGUUAGCGCUACUCAAACCGGAAGUUGAUUUAACACAAGUAUCACACCCAGAUUGGCAGAAGAAAGUAUUACAACGCGAGCAGGAACUAUAUCGCGGACUUAUAUGCGUCAUACCGCUGACGUGCGGCGCUGUGAUGGACUGUAGUUUCAUGCUGGAUGAAUAUUUAUUGGAUUAUCCUAGCCAGGUUUAUAAAUAG